CAGGGAGGGAACUGCCUGGAGUUCGGAGACAACAAACUGACUGAGGGAGGAUGUGGAGAAAGAGGGGGAAAGAAGUGCCCUUGCCCCUGCCAACAUGGGAAGGAGACCCUAGAGACAACAGAUCCGGGGAAACUGAGCCGCCAGCUGAGUCCUCAGAGCAUCAACACGGUGGUGGCCUUCUCCGUCCUGUCCCCGGAGAUUAAACAGGCCAUCGAGAGCGUCAAGUACAUCGCCGAGAACAUGAGGAGCCGCAACAAGGCCAAAGAGGUGGAGGAUGAUUGGAAGUACGUUGCCAUGGUGAUAGACAGAAUCUUCCUGUGGGUGUUUGUGACAGUGUGCAUCCUCGGAACCCUCGGCCUCUUCCUGCAGCCUGUCAUUGGCUUCCUGUCAUAACCCAGAACCAAUAAGGGCUCACUGACACCACCGGCUGCCUCCACGUGUCGACCAGUCACCAACCAGUGUUGUCAGUCCAUCGCCACCAAAUGGACUUGUUGGCUUUGUGUUGAAAAUUCUAAAUAAAUAAAUGACACAAUCAUACGGUAUAUAUUGUAGACAGCAAGAACCAAUCAACAGUCACCAAUCGGAGUCGCCGGGUAUGAGUUAGAACCAAGAACCAAUCAGAGUCGCUGGAUGUGAGUCAUAACCAAUUACCAAUCACAUAAAUCAGGUUUCUGUCGUGAACCAAUCUCGGUUAUUGUGCUAUUGUGUCUCAACCAAUCAGAUUGACAUGACACAGUGCAUUCUUGUAAAAAAAACUACAACCAACCAAUCAGAAAUCCCGUUCUUGCAUGUCAGGCGAUUAAAAUCCAUCCAUGUGAUUUAGAACACGACAAUGACGCUGUUCUUAUCAAUGUUCUAGAAGGUAUAAUUGGCAAGGCCUCUGUAAAUACGUGCUGGAUUAACUUAGCCUGAACGGUUUCCAUCCAGAAAUAGCAGCUUCCUCUUCUAAACAGAUAUUAAUUAUUCUAAGGGAUUUCUAUCAUCCGAUUCCAUGACUAUUAAUUUGUUUUUUAUUCAUUCUUUUUUAUUAAAUUUCUGGAUUCAACGAUCUCCUGAAAUACAAUACGUAGAUCAUGCAUGAUGGAUUUAGAAUGGCUGCUUCCCAAUUGGCACCCUAUACCUUACAUAGUGCAUUGCUUUUGACAGAGCCCUGUGGGCAGCACUAUGGGCCCUGGUCACAAAUAGUGCACUAUAUAGGGAAUAGGGUGCCAUUUGGGAUGCUGCCAAUGGGUGACCAGGGCCACCGCAUCUAUAUAUAAUUACUAUAAGACAAUUCUAUAAUAAUUAUAAUUAUAUUACUAUACAGUACUGUCAGAUUUUAGGAUAACAGUUUUUUUUGUAUGGUUAUUGUCAUUAAUCCAACGCAUUAAGGCUUUUGGUUGUUUGUUUCAUUAGCAAUGCACACCUCGCACUCAAGUGACUGUCACUUUGGUACGUUUCAUUAGCAAUGCACACCUCGCACUCAAGUGACUGUCACUUUGGUACGUUUCAUUAGCAAUGCACACCUCGCACUCAAGUGACUGUCACUUUGGUACGUUUCAUUAGCAAUGCACACCUCGCACUCAAGUGACUGUCACUUUGGUACCGAUGUCUCCUGCUUUCUGUAUAGUAUGGAUGCACUACUUUAUGGAUUUGGAAUAAAUGCAAUAUUUCUCCCAAAA
This is a messenger RNA of Oncorhynchus tshawytscha (Chinook salmon), 1661 nucleotides long. RefSeq names its product neuronal acetylcholine receptor subunit alpha-3-like. Lineage: Eukaryota; Metazoa; Chordata; Actinopteri; Salmoniformes; Salmonidae. Gene Ontology annotation, biological process: monoatomic ion transport. The record is from RefSeq and is a predicted model, not a curated record. The transcript has 2 exons. Gene Ontology annotation, cellular component: membrane. The annotation marks the transcript as partial.